AUGCCCUUGAACUAUAAAAAAAUUUGCAUCGCUCAGUACGACUAUUCGGCCCAGGACAUUGAAGAGAUCUCUUUUAAGGAAGACGAUGUACUCUACAUUCUGGAAAACGACGACGAUGAAUGGUGGAAAGCUAAACUAAAAAUUGCGAAAGAGGAAGACGAGGAAGGUCCAGUCGGGGUUGUGCCAAGUAAUUAUAUAAAGGAGGCUGAAUAUUCUGCGGUGCUCAAGGCUAUAUAUGACUAUAACGCACAGUCGGAUGAAGAGCUAACGUUCAAGGAAGACGACGUAUUAUACCUAUACGAUAAGGAUGAUCCCGAUUGGUAUUUGGUUAAACAUAAUGAUGUUUUUGGUUUUGUGCCAGCUCCUUAUGUUGAAGAGGUCUCCAGUGAUGAAGAUGAAAGCCAAUCGAACAAACAACAGAAAUCUUUAUUUGACGCCAUAUCGGUAGCUUACUUCUUCUCAAUUUCCUUAGGUCUUAAGAGCGCGUCGGAACCGAAUGGUGCAUAUGUGGAUCCGUUGCAAGCGUAUGCUCGCAAAGUUGCUCACCAAAAAACAGGAGGAUCGUUUGAAGUAAAGACAUGGUCAGUUGCGGAAUAUUCCGCCGGCGACAAGAAAAAAAAGAAGAAGAAAGGUACCUUGAGUAUAGGUGGCGAUAAAGUUUAUUAUGCCAGUGAAUCGGACAAGACGCCAGUUCAACAAUGGAGCAUCAGCGAUUUGUCGGAUAUCAAGCACGAAAAGAAACGUGUCUUGAUCUCGUUUGGUGGCGAAAAAGCGGCCAAGUUCGAUUUUCAUACAAGUAAAGGUGACGCGGAGGCUAUCUACAAUAAAGUACAGGAAAGCAUGGCUAGCCUGGAAUUGCCAACGGUUAAGUUGGAAACGCCUUCACGACCUUCAUCUCACCAAAUGCACGAGGAGGAUGAGGUUCCGUAUGAGGAGACGCAGGAAGAGGAACAGGAGCCUGAUGUUGAGGACGAGACAGAGGAGAUCAAUGAAGAUGAUUUACCACCACCCAAAUCCGGUGUUGCCUUGUAUUAUUUUAAAGCCCAAGGAGAAGAUGAGAUAACAAUUUACGAGGGGGAUAGAUUAUGGGUUAUAGACGACGUUAGUAGCCAAGAUUGGUGGAAAAUCCGUAAAGGUGACGAGGAAGGUGUUGUACCCUCCACUUACGUUAAAAUAGGUGAGGAGAAUACAGAAGUCGCUGACGAUUCAGCAGAACUGAGUUCAAAACUUGAAGAGCAACGGCGGUCUAAACUGGAAGAAGAGAGGCAAAGAAAAGAAGAGGAGAGACUAAGGAGGGAAGAGGAAAGAUUAAGGAAGGAGGAGGAAAGAUUAAGAAAGGAAGAAGAGAAAUUAAGGAAGGAAGAAGAACGUCGCAAACGUGAAGAAAAUGAGCGGAAACGGCGAGAUGAAGAAAGACGUCUGCAGGAAGAGAAAAAGCAAAAACAAGUAUCCCUGGCACCAACACCGCCGGCUUUGCCAAAUCGAACCGGCGCUUUCAAGGUCGAAGCGCAAUUUCUUCAAUACAUUGACGGCAAAGUUCAUCUUCACAAAAUUAAUGGUGUUAAGAUUGCAGUGCCCGUUGAGAGAAUGAGCAAGAAAGAUCUUGCAUAUCUAGAGGAGGUUACAGGAGAAAAGUUUGACGAUAAAACCGAUGAUAUCCCUUUGGCUGCUAUUGCUGCUGCACAUAAAGGAAAAGCAACCUUAACAAACAGUCGCAAGGCGGACUAUGAUUGGUACGACUUCUUUCUCAAGGCCGACAUUGCACAUCAGGAUGCUUUUGAAUAUGCUAAAUCGUUCAUCGAAGAAAAGUUGGACGAAAGCACAAUUCCAGACCUCGAUGAUGAAUUGAUGAAAGGGUUAGGUGUGCGAGUUGGAGACAUAAUUCGAAUAAAAAGAUACAUUUCCGAAAAGUAUAACCCUCCGAAAAAGAGAAACGUAAGUUUUGGUACCACCAGUAUUAUUCCUGAUAAGGAAACUGAAGAGAACGAUCAUGCUUACGCCGUGAAGAUUCAGAAUGAAGAGAUUCAUCGUAGGAUGCAAGAGAAACGUGAUGAACAGAUUGCCAGGGAACUUCAAGAGGAAGAAAACCGGAAAGCACGCAGCGAAGGAAGAACAAUACCAAAGGCUGCUGAUCUAUAUAGUAAUUUGGAUUCGAUUAUUCAAAAAGAUGACAAGAAAACUCCUCCGAAAAAUGCGUCUUCAUUAUUUUCUGAGGACAAUGGAGUAUUAAAAAAUAACACGAAAAAAACACGUCCAUCACCUUCAAAGACGGCACCAAUUCAAAUUGACUCGAGUAACCUGAUGAUAUCAAAAGAGAAACUUGACGAUGCAUUUAAACCGUCAACUUCGUCAACCAAACCUACUACAGACAAAUUUGAAGAUGACGCAUGGGUUACCUCCUCCGAUUCGACUCCCGUGCUGAAUUCGCAAGUCGUAAAAAGUAACCCACCAGCUCUACCACAAUCUCGUCAACUUCCAGUCGCCCCUAGUAUGAAUAAUAAUAGGUUUGACGCAAACUUUAAUCAAAAUCAACUACCACCGUUGAAUCCUUUGCAACUACAACAAAAUACUCCUCAGACUUCGGUAUUCGACCCUAAAGUUGUUUUUGCUUCGAUGAAAUCCGGACAAAUUGGACCUAAUAUUCCUCCGAAAAAUAUGAGCGGAAUUAAUGAUGACAAGUAUUCCGCAUUUAAACAAGUGGACCCCAAAGGUCCGAGUGUUUUCGAUAAUCCGACACCUAAUCAACUGAGUGGAUAUAACGUUGGUUCAAACCCCGGUGGGCUUAAUACGUCAUGGAAUCAAACUGGUACAGGUGGUUAUACCGCCCUGGUAUACUAUCUAACCCUGGUUAUGGCCCAAGUAUACAGCCUAACCCUAAUUAUGGCUCUGGUAUACAGCCUAACCCUGGCUAUGGCUCUGGCUCUGGUAUACAGCCUAACCCUGGUUAUGGCCCUGGUAUACAGCCUAACCCUGGUUAUGGCCCUGGUAUACAGCCUAACCCUGGUUAUGGCCCUGGUAUACUUCCUAGCGCUGGUUAUGGAUCGGGGGCACAAUCCUUCGCCCCUUCUGUACAGCCCAACAUCGGCCUUGGGCAACAGCCUUCCAAUCAGCAAGGUUUCAAUACUACAGGAUUUAACAACUUGCAACAAAAUAAAUCGGUAA
Molecule: messenger RNA, 3162 nt
Organism: Acaulospora colombiana
Lineage: Eukaryota; Fungi; Glomeromycota; Glomeromycetes; Diversisporales; Acaulosporaceae
Source: the annotation of a GenBank genome assembly